Molecule: messenger RNA, 3195 nt
Organism: Biomphalaria glabrata
Lineage: Eukaryota; Metazoa; Mollusca; Gastropoda; Planorbidae
Product: RNA-binding protein 42-like
Exons: 7
Coding region: 88-1617 (509 amino acids)
Molecular function (GO): mRNA binding
Source: RefSeq, a predicted model, not a curated record
UUUUAGGAAAAACAUUGCUAUUGUUAACCAUUUCCGUUAUCGAAAUUAGGUUUGUUGGUAUCAACUCUCAGCACAAAACAAGCAAAAAUGGAUUUGAUAAGCAAGGAACGUUUGCGGGAAAUGAAAGAAGAAAUGGAGAGGUUUGAGAUGGAGAUUCAAGGACCAGGGGGCCAGUCCGCUCCAUCUCAAGGUUUCAUACUAGGGGCCAACACAUACGACAGAGUCCAGGCUCAGUUAACCUCCCUUCGCCAAGAAACUACACGACUUCAGCAACAGAGAACUCAAGAGGAGCAUGAACCAAAUACAGACUCAUUCAGGGAUGAAGAUUUCAGGAUUCGCAAUGAGGAUUUCAAACAUGGCCAAAAAAGAAAGUUUCACAAUGACGAGGAGGAAGAAAAUGAGUUUCAUGACAUUGAUGAAAGACCAGGGCGGCCUCAAGGGCCGUUAAUAGCACCUCCGCCCCCACCACCUCCUCCGGUGCAAACAAACAGACUUCCCCCAAGGCAGGGGCCUCCACUUUUAGGAGACAUGGCUUUAGUUAAUAUGUUUGCUCCACCACCUCCCCCACCUCCUGAGCCUGAGGAAGUAGAAGAGUCCACAUUGUCUUUCAAGCCUUAUGGGCCAGGUGAGGGGCCCCCUGUGGUAAGGCCUGCUUUCAUGCCUCCUCAGCUGCGACACAGAUUACCGCCACCGGGAAACCGGCCACCUUUUCCUAGGCCUCCAAUGCGAAUGGGUGGACCUGGCCCUUUUAUGGGCCCACCAAGACCUAUGAUGGGUGGGCCUGGUCCAAUGGCUCCACAAAGACCUCCAAUGGGAAUGCAAGGUCCAAUGGCACCUCCAAGACCACCUGGAAUGGAAGGUGGGGGCAUGCCCUUUAUGGCACCAGCUAUGGAAGUCAUGGCCAAACCGACAGUCACAGAACCACCUAAAGUUGUCUACUCAGCGGCACCGGUCAUUACAGUGGACAUCAAAAAAGAUAAGAAAAAGAAGAAGAAGAAGAGGCUUGGAUCUGAAGCAGAGGAAGAUGGAGAGAAGAAAUCAGUUAACCAGAGCCAGCUAACGAAAGAGUCCACUGCUGGCCCAACUGCUGCAGCUGCGGUUGAGGAUAAAUCCGUCGCGGAUAUGGAGAUCGUCCCAGAGAGCACUCUUGUUGGUGGUAUCAUGGCUGCCACGCCGGCCUCUGCAGCUCCUGUGUCAACUGGUGCACCUGUACCAGGCAAAAAGGAGAAAAAGAAAAAAGAAAAAAAAUUUAUACGCCUCGCAGCAAAUACGGUUUGGGAGGAUCCAACUUUAGCGGAAUGGGCACAAGAUGACUUCAGGAUGUUCUGUGGUGACCUUGGCAAUGAAGUUACAGACGAGACUUUGGUUCGAGCCUUCAACAAAUAUCCCAGCUUUCUGAAAGCCAAAGUUGUCAGAGACAGACGCACCAACAAAACGAAAGGCUAUGGCUUUGUCAGUUUUAAAGAUCCGCUUGACUUCACAAGAGCAAUGAGAGAGAUGAAUGGUAAAUACGUCGGGAAUCGUCCCAUCAAGUUGAGAAAGAGCAACUGGAGGGACAGAAACAUGGAAGUGGUCAAGAAGAAAGAUAAAGAAAAGAAACGGCUAGGAUUGAAAUAGCGUGUGUGUGCAGAAACUGGAAUGUGUGUGUGUUUGAUAUUCCUUGAUGUGCAUGUGUAUAUGGUUUUAUGGAUGUGUUGUACGCAAGACGUGUGUGUGUGUGUAUUUAGAUAUCCAUAUAGAAUACAAAAUGUGUGGAUAUAUGUGUCUCCAUACAUAGGAGUUGUAAUCCUCUUGUGUUAAGGUGAGCUCAAGCUUCCAAGUAUGUGGUCUGCCUGCAAAGUUGCAUCAUAUUGUCGCUGGGUGGGUGUAUCACUAGAUGUCAGUCGUGAAACGUCAGCACUGUCCAAUCAGAGAGGUGCUGUUGAAAGUGUGUAUUGUGGGAGUUUCAGUCUCGUCACAAGACGUUGGUCCUGGUGGGGUGGGGGGGGGGAGGAGCUGCUAUUGUGUAUUUCAAUAUCCAAUAAAGUAAAGCGAGAAUUGUGUUCAGCCACCACGAAGUCGUGUUGCGUUUAGAUCGGUCUGGACUUUAGUCACGGUCUAUAUUGGACACCUUCUUAUAAAAUACAAAAUAGAUGGACCACUAGAUCGAGGUACAUAAGCGACUUAAAUGGGGAUUUUUUUCUUGCAAAAAGGGGGGGGGGGGUAAUGAUUUCCAAUGUCUGUAGAAAGAUACAUGCGCCACAGUCGCAAGCCUAACAACUAGUACCGCAACAUUCCUGCUCUAAUGUUUACAUUAAUUGACCCUUGAACUUUGACAUCAACCAGAUAGGACAUCCCCCACCCUCUCUGGUGUCUCCAAUCACGUGACCUUUUUUUGUCUUGUCCAGUUGCAGUGGGCUGGUUGGCUACCAUAGCUACCAUCUGGUUUCCAAUCGCUAUCAAUGAAAUAAAAACAAAAUAAGAAAGUUUAUUAUAACUUGUAUUAUAAUUUUUUUUUAUAAUUUUUUUUUGUUGCAUUUCUUGUAGUCCAAUUCUUAUUGUAUUAUUGUUUUUAAUUUUAGGCGAAGCCUAGUUAUGAUAAAAAAAAAUUUUUAAAAAAAGGACAUGCGCUUAAAAUGACAUAAUGUCCAGCAGUUAUAUUUUUUUAUCUAUCCUCGCGUCACUUCAGAAAUUCCCGAUUAAGCUACUUCUACAAGCAAGCCCAUUGAAUCACUACAGUAGCAUAAACUGGUAGAGAUUUAAAUGGAAAGAAGGGUCAUUUAUAAGCGAUAAAAGGACAAGUGGUGUCAGAAGUUAGGUUAUGUUUUUGAAGACAUUGGAAUUACAAACACGAGAAUCUCGCAAUUUAAGAUUUAACUUGGCCUUGGCUUUAGUCACAACCAGAAAAGUAAUACCACUUCAAGUUUUCAAUAUAGAAUUACAAGAAUUGAUUUUCUAUUUGAAUCGCACCUCCUUAGAAUUAAAAGAAAAAUGUGGGUUUGUGUGGGUGUGAAUGUAUUCAUGUCUCUAUCUAGAUCAAGUACCUGCUAGAAAGUAUUACACUGUGGGUCUGUCUGUAGUGCUUAGAUUAUGAAAUCAGCGAAGAGUCCAGCUUGAGGCAGUCAUUAAUACUAAAAGAUGUGUUUUCUGUUGCUAAUGUCUAUAGUACACAUUCAAACGAUGUUUCAUUUGAUCAAUUAAAAUUUUUUUUUUGUA